This is a messenger RNA of Trichoplusia ni (cabbage looper), 2624 nucleotides long. Its product is annotated as synaptic vesicle glycoprotein 2B-like. Bases 114 to 1619 code for a protein of 501 amino acids. Lineage: Eukaryota; Metazoa; Arthropoda; Insecta; Lepidoptera; Noctuidae. The record is from RefSeq and is a predicted model, not a curated record. Gene Ontology annotation, molecular function: transmembrane transporter activity. The transcript has 11 exons. Gene Ontology annotation, biological process: transmembrane transport.
CGCAAUAACAAAGACAGUCGCAGUUAGCUCAGAGAUGGUGACCAGAGAUCACUAAUUAUUUCGUAAUAAUUUUAAUUACUUAAAUUUUUUAGUGUAAGUGUAAAAUAGUGAAAAUGUCGGGCAAAGGAAAUAAAGUGCCGUUCGAGAAGGCGUUAGAUAUGACAGGUUAUGGGAUCUACAACUGGGGUAUAUUCCUGCUGAGCUCCAGCAUCAUCCUGGGUAUGACCUUCGAGAUCUUCUCCGUGUCGUACUUGGUGCCGGCCAGCGCCUGCGAGCUCGGCACUUCCAGCAAGCAACAAGGACUGAUGGCAUGUGUACCACUCGUUGGUAUAAUCGCUGGUUCUCACAUCUGGGGCUACCUGGCUGACACCAAGGGAAGGCGGAAGGUCCUCAUCAUAUCCAUGACGUUGAGCUACAUCGCGGGCACUGCUGCUGCCUUCUCCAAUAACUGGAUUGUUCUCAGCUUAUUAAAGUUGAUGUCUUCAGCAUCUGUUUCCGGAGCGUUCCCGUUGUCUGUGACGCUGCUCAGUGAAUGCACUCCAAUUUCCAAGAGGAGCUCGCUGGUGCUGCUCACCACGAGCGUACACUUAGCAGGCAUAGGUGUCAUGGCAGUCGUAGCGAUACCAGUUCUGCCUCUAACCUUCUCUUACUACUGGCCAGCCAUUGGCAUCUACUUUAACUCCUGGCGGUUUUUGGACCUCAUAUUCGCUGUACCCUGUGCUAUCAGCGCCAUUGGGAGUUAUUGUGCCUUCGAGAGCCCUAAGUACCUUUUGUCUGUGGGAAAAGAAGAAGAGACCCUAAAAGUCCUGAAGGGCAUCUACACCAUGAACACCAGGAAGAGUUCUGAUGGUUAUGAGGUUCAUUCGGUAGAACUAGACGAGUCCAGCUCGACCAACUACAAGAAAGGCUUCUGGGGAUCCAUAGCGGCGCAGACUUUGCCGUUGAUAAAGGCUCCGUUACUGAAAAGCACUCUCCUGGUGGCUACCCUUUUAGUCAUUUGUUAUAUUUCCAUGAACGGUUUCUUCGUGUGGCUGCCAUUCAUCGUGAACGCUUUCAUGAAGUCAGUUAUCGGUGGAGACAGGCAGCUGACAAUUUGCCAGAUGAUCAGACAUUCUGCCAAUUCUACGGUAGUUCACGAGGCCAACGAUUGCUCCAUGAACAGCGUAGCUAUGACAGUUGUGUUUGUCAUCAAUAUGGUGUUAGCUACCGCAAACAUCUUCAUCAGUAGCAUCGUCAACUGCUUCGGAAGAAAAAGGCUCUUUAUUACUAUGCAGGUGGUGGCUGGGCUCUCAGCGCUGGUCAUCAACUUCAGUCCCUACUGGAUCCUCAGCGCGACCCUGCUGGUGACGUUCCUCUCUGCUAUCCUCAACUUUGGAUUAAUCAAUACCAUCAGUGUAGAUGUCUUUCCUACAUACGUCAGAGCCAUGGCGGUGUGCGCAACGAUGAUGGUGGGUCGAGCUAGCUCCGUCCUCAGCAUCAACAUGAUCAAGCUGCUUCUGGACUACAACUGCGAAGCUGUCUUCUACAUCUUUGGAACUAUUACUUUAGGAGGCGGCGCCAUUGGGUUAUUGCUUCCGUCAGAAAAAAAGAAAAACAAUGAAACCACUACAAACGCUUAGAAAUAUACAAAGGCUUAGCAAUUACAUGUGCCAGAUCACAAGUCACUGUUAAACAAUUUUCUUGAAGAAAAACUAUGACAAAUUGUAGUUCAGUCCAUUAUUAUCUUCAAAAUUUGGAUAUGUUUAUCCAAUAUAAAUAAUAAAUAUUUUAUUUCGGUACAAUUUUCUUAAGAAAACUGCACUUAUUUCAAUUGUACACUACAAAAAUUGUAACAUUGUCCUGAACACGUUCAAUUUAUUUUUGUAUAAUCAUUAGAUAAAAAGUUCAUGUAAUGUUUAUGUAAUCGUUAUAUGGGUGAACACGUCUUACUUAUAAUACUUAUAUAAUUAGGAUUUCUAUCCUAACUUCCCUUUUUAAGUCGUUUCUUUUGAGUUUGCCAAUCUCAGAAUUUCGUAUCUGGGUACCAUAUCAUAAUCGAAACAAAUUCAGGGAUCGCUGUCCCUUCUAAAUGACCAAACAAUUCUUAAGAUGCGACUAUUUUGUGGACUGGUAUUUCAAAGAAAUUCACAGACCCAUCUAAAUCAUGAGCACCAAAUCCUGAGCCUGAUCAAUUAGGUCAUGGGGCAACCAUUUUUGAACGCGCCACGUAUCACAUGUAUAACAAGAUAGGAAAAAAUGUUAUAUUUACACUUACGAAUCCCAAAAUGUAUAAAUAUAUAUAGGAAAUAAAUCUGGUUUAGGAAAAUAAAUCCGUGGUAGAGACAGGUAAACCUAAAUUACAACUUUUCUCAAAAAAGUCGCUGUCAUAGGCAAAUCUGGGCGUAAAUAUGGGCGUACUUUACUUUGUUAAUUUUUUCUGCGUGUAUAUUCUUAAGCCUGUUAUUUUUUUACUUCUUAAUACUCAGUAUGUACUAUUAUUUUAUUUUUUUAAGCUUGCCAUAUAACAUUACAUAUUAAUUGUUGUUAAUGUAAAUACUUUACUUAUUAACUUUUACUCAGCUGUACUUAAGUAUUUCUAGUUAGUAUUCUAAGAUUAAGAAAAUAAAGUUUAGUGGUAAUAAUAA